Euleptes europaea (tarantolino) is the source of this 2007-nucleotide messenger RNA. It is a transcript of the gene PTCD3, whose product is annotated as pentatricopeptide repeat domain 3. Gene Ontology annotation, molecular function: rRNA binding; ribosomal small subunit binding; protein binding. The transcript has 24 exons. The record is from RefSeq and is a predicted model, not a curated record. Gene Ontology annotation, biological process: mitochondrial translation. The coding region runs from base 1 to 2007 and encodes 668 amino acids. Gene Ontology annotation, cellular component: mitochondrion. Lineage: Eukaryota; Metazoa; Chordata; Lepidosauria; Squamata; Sphaerodactylidae.
AUGGGGAAGGCUGGCACGGCCGGGGGUGGGGCGGAGGCCCUCCCACAGUCGCGCUGGGCAGCUAGCGCGUCUAGGUACUGCUCAGGAAAUGCAGGGCUACAGGAAGAAUCCCCUGAUCCUCAAGGAGUGUUAGAAGUGGCUAAUAUAAACAAGUUUGUUACUGAAGAAGGAAUUGUUCUUCCAAGGAAGAAAACCUGGGACAAAUUAGCAGUCCUCCAAGCACUCGCAUCAACAGUACACAGGGAUCCCACAGCUUCACACUCAACGUUUCAAGAUGACCCUUAUCUUAUUCCUAGAACCAGUACUGAGUUUCGUUUAUUUUUCAUGUCAAAAGAGUCCGGGAAAAAUGCAGCCAAAUACAUAGUUAACACAAAUCCUGGAUUUUUUAAGAAGGACAUCGCUGAACCUCAUAUACCAUGUCUAAUGCCGGAGAAUUUGGCAUUGCAACUUGAAGAAAUGACCGAGGCGGCACUUAAAGAACGGAUCCAGCUCAGAAAAGUGAAAGCUGCCAUAGACAUGUAUGAUCAGCUCCAACAAGCAGGAACUUCCAUAUCUCUGGAGACAUCAAACAGUCUUCUGGAUCUCUUAUGUUUUUAUGGAGACAGGGAACCUGUUCAGGCAACCCAUUCUGCAGACAACAGGGAAUUGGAAGAACAGGAGGAAGAGGUGGAAGCCAGAAAGCAGAGAAGCAGCAUGUGGCGUACUUCUGAUACCACUUGCUUUAAGUGGAGGGAGAACAACAGCGCUGAGAGGAUAUUCAACCUUAUGCCAGAGAAAGAUGCGCAUUCAUAUUGCACAAUGAUCAGAGGAAUGGUGAAGCACAGAGCAUACUCCAAGGCUUUUGACACGUACACUGACUUGUUGAACAACAGGCUUAACGGUGAUGUGUACACCUUUAAUGCAUUAAUUUCAUCAGCUGUAGAAGUAAAAAAUAAAUAUGCUGAACGAUGGGAGCUUGUUGAAGACUUGCUGAGGCAGAUGGCUCAACAGAAUGUGCAGCCAAACCUGCUAACCUUUAAUUCGGUGAUGAAGGUGCUGGGGCAGUGCGGUUCUCUAGGCAGGAGUCUGGCCUUGCAGACCUUGAGCGAGAUGAGGGCGCUCCGUAUAGAACCUAGCCUGGCAACGUAUGACUAUCUUCUUGGUGUAUUUUAUAAAUCUGCCAUAUCUGCACGCGGCCCAACAGAGAUUAUCUAUGAAGUAGUGGAUGAGAUUGAAGGAAAGAACUUUUCUCCCCAGGACCCAGCUGAUGCUAAUUUUUUUUCAAAUGCUAUGAGAAUCUGUUUGGAUAUAAAGGAUGUUCAGCUCGCCUAUAAGUUACACAGCGUGGUGGAGACAGGAGAAAACUGGAGAUUGAUGGGAGUCAUGUUCCAGCAGACCUCUUAUUGUGGAAGGUUUUUACAUUUGUUGUGCAUGAUGGAACAUCUUGAUGUCGUUCUGAAGUGGUACAGAGAACUGGUUCCUUCAAUGUUUUACCCAAACUCUGAAGGAAUGCUGGAUCUUCUUCGAGCACUUGAUGCAGCCAACCGUUUGGAUUUGAUUCCCCAGAUUUGGAAAGAUAUCAAGCAGCUGGGACAUCGUUACAGGCCUGCUCUUGUGGAGGAGGUUCUGGGUCUGAUGGCCAGAGACAGGCAGUCUCCAGAGACUCAGGUGGCUUUUGCUGAUUGUGCUGCAGAUAUAAAAUCUGUCUAUGAAGUACAGGAAGGAAACCACAUCCCGCUAGAAUGGACAGCUGUUUCUCUGGGUAACUCUGCUCUCCUGUUUGCUAGGGCAGGGAGAACACAAGAAGCCUGGAGCAUGCUGCAGCUCUUUAAGAAACACAACCGAGUCCCCAGUGAUUCGGUGAUGAAUGAGGUACUGAACUGCAUUAAGCAAAGCAACCACCCAGAUCAGGCACUUGACCUGGUGAAGCUGGCUGCAGAUUUCAGUUUACAGUCAACUUCAAAGCUUGCUGGGAGAGUGCAGAAGGAAUUCGAACUCUCUGAAGAGCAAAGGUACAUACAGUUUUGA